Molecule: messenger RNA, 533 nt
Organism: Medioppia subpectinata
Lineage: Eukaryota; Metazoa; Arthropoda; Arachnida; Sarcoptiformes; Oppiidae
Source: the annotation of a GenBank genome assembly
UCUGUAUGGCCGACGGCCAGACACAAGUCGGCGUUGCGUUGCCGCCAACGAUAACCAGCAUGAGAUCCAACGCAUCCAAUGGCCAACACUUACAGACCUUAACCAGUAGUCAGACAAACACAGUCUCGCAUUCGACUAAUACUAUCCAGAGAUUCGGCGCUUUGAUUGAGAAAAACUUCAUUAGUCUUUGGCGACAGAAAAUGUUAUUCUUAAUACAGAUAGUGAUGCCAAUGAUAGGCAUCGCAUUGUUCUGCGCCUGUAUUGGCGUUUUAGGUGGACUUCAAGACAAUAGUCCCGUCGCAAAGAAAUUGAGCAAAAUAUUUCUAAAUCAUAUUAAUACCAAAACUAUACUUUUAUUGAUUACGUGUUAUCUGUUGGCCAUUGGAUUGACGGCUCUGUCGACUAUCACCGAACGUAGAGAAGGACUUCUGGAGCGAUCACUUGUGGCCGGCGUUUAUACGUACGAGAUAUUGAUGUCACACGUUAUCGUCCAGAUUAUUAUUCUCGUCUUUCAGACCAGUUUUGUGAUGAUA